AUGCGACUUCUCCGGGCUCCUCCGUCGGCCUUUCUCGGCCUGCUUCUUGCGAGUCUCACAUCAGCCAGUCCAUUCCCCCGUGACAGCCUGCGCGAUGUGGGAUUUGGAUAUCUCAUGGACCGCUCGUGUGCCUCCUAUUGCGGCGUUGAUGAUCAGUUUUGCUGCUCCUCCGACCAAGUAUGUGUUACAGCCAACAAUGUAGCAGCUUGCACCGCAGGUAGCGGUAGCGGUUACGAGGGCUAUACAACAACUUGGACGGAAACGCGCACAUAUACGAGCACCUGGAGCUCAUACGUCGCAGGAGCAACAACGCCUGCAUCCAGUGGGUCCGACGGUGAGGAUUGCGUGCCGCCUUCUGGAUCCGGUCAAAUUGCCUGCGGAACCAUUUGUUGCGCGAGCUGGCAAUAUUGUGCUUACCAGGGCCAAUGCUCAGCCAAUUCCAACGCUGGAACCUGGACAACCGGAACGACGGUGGCGACCGUUGGUGUCGUGACAACGGCUUUCUCUGCACCCUACAGAGUUACAGGAACUGGCACUGUAACAACAGCGACGACAACAGGUACAGCCGCGAGCAUCACUGCAACUAGCACUGGCGGAGCUGCCGUGGGAACCACGACAAGCAGCUCUCUGAGCGGAGGAGCCAUUGCCGGCAUCGUGGUGGGAACCAUUGCUGGUGUGAUCUUGCUGCUACUACUGUGCAUUUGCUGCAUUAUUCGUGGCUUAUGGGCCACAGUUCUCGCUAUUUUCGGUAUCGGUGGUAAGGAUAAGCACAAGACUGAGCGUACCGAGAUCAUCGAAGAGCGGUACUCACGCCAUGGAAGCGCUCAUGGGGCAGCAGCAGCCGCUCGACCGGCGCACCGUACCUGGUUCGGAGGCGGCGGUGGUGGUCGACCGUCGACCGCUGCUUCUAGGAAUGAGAAGAAGAGCGGAGCAGGCUGGCUGGCCGCUGCCGGUGGAGCAGCCUUAUUGCUCCUGGGACUCAGAAGGGGUGACAAGAAGAAGGAGGGCAGCCAAAAGCCUCCUAGGAGUGACUGGAGCAGCUCAUACUACACGGACUCCUUCACCGCGAGCAGUCCUACGCAAGCUCAGAUAGGAGGACACGAGAGACACGACGAUCUAGACAUUCUCAGGGAACGAGGGCAUCAAGAAGAACCUCGCAUACCAGACAUACGAGAAGAUCCUGAUCCCGUCUACAUAUAA
Molecule: messenger RNA, 1200 nt
Organism: Truncatella angustata
Lineage: Eukaryota; Fungi; Ascomycota; Sordariomycetes; Amphisphaeriales; Sporocadaceae
Exons: 2
Coding region: 1-1200 (399 amino acids)
Source: RefSeq, a predicted model, not a curated record